AUGCAGCCCCCACAGGCGAAUCCGCAACUCGCUGGUUUGCCGCAGCGAGAUGCCGUCGUGCUGGCGGAAAAACUGCAGUUAAUCACAUACGAUGGUUUUAUACACUGCGCGCGGCAGUGUAUCACUCACUACGGCGAGGACUCCCUUCCAUACCACCCAGGCGAGAAGUCGUGUCUAGACCGCUGCAUCAGUAAGGUUUACAACGGGCUCGAGCUCUCCCGACAACUCAAGAAGGAGUUUGAGGAAAAGGUGAAGAGGGGCGAGAUGCCAUAUCGGUGGAUGAAAGAAAUGACAGCCGCGGCGACAUAA
Messenger RNA from Trypanosoma cruzi, 309 nucleotides. RefSeq lists its product as uncharacterized. NCBI's taxonomy places the organism in Eukaryota, Euglenozoa, Kinetoplastea, Trypanosomatida, Trypanosomatidae. Bases 1 to 309 code for a protein of 102 amino acids. The transcript has a single exon. The record is from RefSeq and is a predicted model, not a curated record.